AUGACGCAGCAAGGUGGCGACCCAGUCCCCUCUUCGGCGGCCUCUCCGCAGGAGGAUGUUACCGAUGUGACACACUCGACGGCGUACUUGGCGCUGAACGCGCUCCUCGACGAGGGCCAAGUCUCUGAAGAGCGCGCCGAUUACUUGAAGCAGAAGUUCAAAGACUUGCAUUCGCGUGUUCUCGCCAUCUACAGACGCGACAAUGCACUUCUGAAGCGCGCGCGGCAGCUGCGGAGCCGGCUUGAGGUGGAACGACAGCGUAUCUACACCUUCGGCGACGUCGCCAAGAAGGAUGACGAGGUGAUCCAGGCCCUAAAGCGCAGUUUAAUGGAGCACGAGCGUGAUCUCGCGGCUGCGCUGGAGCGCUACAGCGUCCUCCAGGUCGAGGUGCUUGAGUAUGACCGACGUAAGCAACACCUCAUUCUUGAGCGCCAGGACGCCAUUGCGGCUGAGGAGGCGCGUCUACGGCCCCAGAUGGAGUCCAUGCAGACGGAGAUCACAGAGAUGGGAGCCCACAUCAAAGAACUCGCUGCGGAAGUGGACAGGUGCCAAGCGGAGAAAGAUGCGCUCACCAAGGACGAGGCGCAGAAGAAGGAAGAGAUCGCCAACUUUGCGGCCACCCUGGCACAGGCGAAGCAGCAGCUACAGAACGUGCAGAGCGAUCCUGAGCGCGCGAAGAAGCAACUUGAGCUCGUCCAGGAGAGGCUAGCCGGCGCGCAGCGCGACCUCACCAGCACUGAAGAGAAGAUCUCGGCGCAGGCAGAGCGCAUUCAGGCGCUGGAGCUGCAGCGCAACAGCCGGGCCGAAGACUACGAGGCUGUCAAGAAGUGUGUGCAGACUCUACGUGCUGAGAUGGAUGUGAAGCGCAAGGCACUCGCCACGAUGAACACGUCGCUGGAAGUGGAUCUAGAGACACGCCAGUCUACUCAGGAGCGCGUUGCUGAGCUCGAUCAUCUCAUCCUGACGACGAAAAUAGCGCUUCAGCAGGAGCAGGACGGUGUCGAUCGCAUGGAACGUGAGCGCGAAAAGUGCAUGGUACUUUUCUCCUCCUUGGAGCGAGGGAAGGAGGACGUGCGACACGAGGAGGAAUCCCUGCAGGAGCAGAUUAGGCUUGUGCACAAGGAGCUGGAGCAGGUGAAGCGUGCCACGGCGCAGGUGGAGAAGGAGAUUCAGGCGCACCGCAAGGAUACUGAGGCCCGCACGAAGAAGCUGUUGUUUGAGCAGGCCAAGUCGAAGGAGUUUGUCAAGAAAGCGCAGCGGUUGCUCGCUGAGAUCCGCGAGACCGAGGAGACGAUCGCUGUGAAGGCAAAGCAAGACGACGUGAAGCGGCGGGAGCUGGCGGCUAUCGCGAUGAAGCGGCAGGAGCUCAGCCGAGCCAGCGCACGCGAGGAGACCCGCGCGUCUCUGGCGCAGCGUGAGCUGCAGAUGCGUGAGUUGUUAGUGAAGGAAGCACAGCGGCGCCACAGAGAGCUGGAAAAGCGGCUUAGUAAGGACAUGGAUUUGUUUCAAAAGGUGAAGCAGGAGCGGGCGCAGAAGGCUACACAAAUCCAAACGAUUGCGCACAUCAUGGCCCAGGUGGCGGAGAAGACAAAGUUGCUCGAGAAGGAGCUCGCCGUGCUGACGCGCGAGUUUACCCUGAAGGACCAGGAGAUCGCGAAAGCCAAGUUCCAGGUGCACGAGCUGACACACCUGUGUGCCAACCUGCGGCUGGAGAAGAACCGGCAACGCAAGCAGAUGGAGAAGGCUGCAGACAGUGAGCGGGAAGUGAAGGCCCAAGUGCGGCGCCUGAACACCGACAUUGCAGCGACAGAAGACACAAUGGCGGAUCUACGCCGCACCUACGCAGCGGCAAUCGAGAACCGCAACCAGACGGGCAUCGAACUCAUUGAUCGAAACGACGAGGCGGCGCUGCUCACGGCCCGCAUUAAGGCUCAGGAGGCAGCUAUCGCCGAAGGUACGCAGAUGACGAACGACCGUGCGAAUGAGAUGCGCUUACUCAAGGCAAAACUGAGCAACAUUCUGCACGACAUCGAGGUAUGCCAGCACUCAAUUCCAAAGGUGUCUCAGAUGGAGCUGGAGCUGACGCGAUUGAGGGAGGAGAUCGAGACAGAGCAGUGGCGCACACAGGUGCUUGAGGAUGACCUCACUGACCCCAAGAAUCCGCAUCGCUGGAAGCGAAUUCCGCUCGUGCUCCCUGGUGGUGUCGCCUUACCGACAGUCAGCGAAUCGCAAGCCACAGUGGCAGUAGCGGCAACUCAAACCCAAGCAGAUGGUGCAGCAGCAUUACGUAGCUCUUCCUCGUUUCCUGGCGACGCAGGACUUGCUGGGAGAAGUAGCGGAGGUGGCGGCGCGGCGCUGGUCGGUGGGCCUUCCGAAGAGUACGUACGCCUACAGGCUCGCUGCCAGGAGCUGGAGGUGCGCGUGCAGAACCUGAACGCCAAGCUACGCGAGAAAAGCCUGAUCCUCGAAGAGGUGACCGAGCUGGCUGCGCGAGUCGGCGACCAGGCGGAUGCCGGAAAGGAAUGCACACUGGCACUGGCGCGGCAGGUCAACGCGUAUCACAGUAGCAUCCGCCACAAAAGUCGCCAGAUGAUGGCAAGUAUUGCGGAGCUGUCCCUCUUUCAGGCCUCAAGCAUUCAGCUCCAGCAGGAGGCACAGCGUCUCGAGGCGCUCGUGGAGGAGGCCGAGGAGCGCUUGGAGGCCGGCGAGGCUCCGUUCGUUGAAGCUGAGCUGCAUUACGAGCGGAAGCGGCAGUGCCAGCAGCGCUACGCAGCCGCCCGUCAGCGACAGCGGGACACAGCACAGGAGAACGAGGCAACUUUUGGGAUGCAGAUGGUUGCCACCACGGCGGCCCCCCGCCCGAACGCAUACGUACCUCAGGACGACGACCUGGGCCUUCCGCGGCCGUAUGGGCCAUUUGCGCCGUUUAAAUCUUCACCUAGUGUGGCGUUGAACUCCCCUCGUGCGGAGCCGUGGUCGUCGUGUGGCGCUCAAGGUCCCUUGCCUGGACCGCGAUCUAUGGCACCAGUGUGCGGUUCCACACUGCCCUUCUCGGCAUCUUCUUCCCUGCCGGGGGCUUCGGCUAGUGUACUGUCUAAAGGCCGUGGCCUUUCCACGCCUCCCCCGCUUUCAACUACUACAGCGGCUGCUGCGACGACAUCGAACGCAGUCCCCUUCAGUAGCUCCAUUCCGACGCGACUGCAGUCACGCACCUCGCGAAACGUACGCGAUGGCGUGACCAUGGUGACUGCAACGCAUCAGCGAAACUCCACUGCCGCCCCGCAAGAGCAGCUGCGCGUCAGCCAGCGGAAGGGUCCCAACAGUGUCGGUGGUGUCAGCUACUGA
Molecule: messenger RNA, 3345 nt
Organism: Leishmania braziliensis MHOM/BR/75/M2904
Lineage: Eukaryota; Euglenozoa; Kinetoplastea; Trypanosomatida; Trypanosomatidae
Exons: 1
Coding region: 1-3345 (1114 amino acids)
Cellular component (GO): cytoskeleton
Source: RefSeq, a predicted model, not a curated record